AUGCCCUCUCAGUGCUCUUCCACGUCUAUCGUCUACACGAUGUAUGCUGCAGAGUUUAUAGGUGAAGUUGAACGACAAACUCCAUCUGCCAGAUCUAACCGUAUCGGGAAGCUUCACCACUGCAAACAAUCCGCGGCAUUCAGAGAACCCAUCUUCAUUACUAGUAGAGACAGCUCUCAUUCAUUCGAUUCCCCAACCCUUGAAUCUCACACUUUAUUAACCCGCGCACACCUCUCGUCCUCUCCGAGCUUAACGACGACGACACCGCAGAAUUGCCGGCUGGUCCGCUGGUCGUCAACGAACACACCAACUGGCCCGGCCACCCACAGCCUUGAUAGAAAGGGUUGGGAAAACAGAAUCACAGAAAUCAGAAAUGUUUACCAUGAACCAUAUCCCCGAAUGGCCGUCGACAAGCGGUCAAUCAGCAGCGACGAGUUCCACUCCAAGUACGAUUACCUAAAGCCAAACGAAACUGCAGAGCAGGACUAUGUGGUUAUAUAUGGUAGAAUACAGUCGGCACGGAUUGCGGGGAGCAAGUUGAUAUUUCUUGACCUCGUGCAGAAUGGCCGGAAGGUGCAAGUGCUGUGCAAUCAGAGACAUCUGGACAGUUUGGGAGUGACGCCGGAGAAGUUCAAGCAAUUCUACCAUCUACUACGGCGCGGGGAUGUUUUCUCGGUCAUCGGACACCCCCAUCGAACAAGCCGUAGAGAGCUCUCCGUGGCCGCAUCUCAACUCCCCAAGCUCAUCACGCCCUGUCUUCACGAUGUCCCGCUCCGUAUGAAAUAUCAAGAAUCCUCGCCAUAUGACCGGCACGUUCAGUUACUAUACUCCCCCACUGCAGCUGAUAUCCUUCGAGCUCGGUCAUCUGUCAUUCAAUACAUACGCAGUUUUUUCCUGGACAGGUCUUUCAUGGAAGUGGAGACACCGAUAUUAGCAUCUGUGGCCGGCGGGCUGGAUAAAACCCACAACCCGGAAUUCACAACCUGUGAAUUCUACCACGCAUUCGCCGACCUGGAAACCUUAAUAACCCUGACCGAGUCUUUCUUCACGGGCCUUGACCGACACAUCCACCAUCUAAACGAAACAUUAGAAACCCUCUCCCCGACCACAACUAGUUUCGCAACCCCCUUCCGCCGCCUCGACUUCAUCCCAGAUCUCGAAACGGCAAUGUGCCACAAGCUACCGGACUUUACCACCACCCCUACAGAAGAAGCAACCAAAACAGUCAUCCAGCUCUUCGAGCAACUCAGCCAUCCGCUACCGACAAACCCCAACCUCCCCCGCCUCCUCGACCGGCUAAGCGCCAUCUACCUCGAGCCGCAGUGCAAAGACCCAACCUUCAUCGUCAACCACCCGGAAUGCCUCUCACCACUCUCGAAGUCAUUCACGCACCCCGCAUGCGGGCAGACCGUGGCAGCACGGGCGGAGCUCUUCAUUGACCAGCGGGAGGUGGUCAAUAUGUAUGAAGAAGAGAACUCACCGUUUGAGCAGAGGCGGAAGUUUGAGAUCCAGCUUGGGUUUCAGGUCCCGGCGGUGGAGGCGGAGGGGAAAAUGGAUGAGAAUUACCUGCAAGCGUUGCAGUGGGGGUUGCCACCGACGGGCGGGUGGGGGUGUGGGGUUGAUAGAUUGUGCAUGUUGUUUACGGGGGCGAGGCGGAUUGGGGAUGUGUUGAGUUUUGGGAAUUUGAGGAGCGUGACCCGGUCUGAGUAG
Messenger RNA from Histoplasma mississippiense, 1710 nucleotides. RefSeq lists its product as hypothetical. The record is from RefSeq and is a predicted model, not a curated record. Gene Ontology annotation, molecular function: tRNA binding; lysine-tRNA ligase activity; ATP binding. Gene Ontology annotation, biological process: mitochondrial lysyl-tRNA aminoacylation. Gene Ontology annotation, cellular component: mitochondrion. The transcript is spliced from 5 exons. Bases 1 to 1710 code for a protein of 569 amino acids. Lineage: Eukaryota; Fungi; Ascomycota; Eurotiomycetes; Onygenales; Ajellomycetaceae.